AAGCACGAUUAAAUAUUGUAGCACCAUCUUUGAUAGAGCUAACAGUCACCAUAUUAGCAAGAUGUCUGUGGCUGUGGUUCUGUACUUACUUGUGGCGGUCAGCGUCCACUCUGCUGCAGCUAGAACUGGACCUUGUGGCGGGUAUGCCUGUGUUCCCGUGGCUCAGUGUGUCAACAACACCUGCACCUGCCCCAACCCGCCCUACGACCGUGGGGAUGGACGCUUUGGUUGCUACAGACCUAACACUGUGAGUGCCGAGGUGAGGAACGACCCGACCUUGACGACCUUCAAUGGCGAGACGGUCAACUUCCCCUACCCUUGUCGCUACCUGCUGACCCACUUCAGACAGGAUCUAAAGAAUGGCCAGACAGUCAUUGGCUACUGCGAGUUUCAGAUCCACCUAUUCAACGACCGAGACCUCGGCAAGUUCUACGUCAAGGGAUUUGAGGCGGCCAUCAAGAUCCACUACAACUACGGUCUGGACAAGGGAUUCUCUUUCAUCACAUGGGGGGUGUCGCCCAAUAUACAAACCAAUGACGCCAACAGCUACAGCCCUGACGGUCCCUACCCCCUGCCAGAAAACCCCGGGCCUGUGGUACUCACGGCCCCAAACAACGUGAAAAUCAUGCGCUACACGGAUGCUCAAGGACUCGUGGUCAAGGUUGACGCCUGUGGCACCAAGUUGACCUUUGUACCCUACAACAAGAACCUCAGGAUCAACUCCCCCUUGGUCCCUGGUGUUUCUCUGGUUGUCGACUGUGGCUUUGAACCACAGUGGCGAUCAAACGACCAGGUGAUGGCCCUAGCCCCACCCUCGGGCGGUGGUCAGCUGAUUUCAGGGGUGCAGGCCAGCUACCCAGGGCUGAGUCGAGCCGACGCCAUGUUGCAUCGUGCAUUCACACGUAACGUCACCCAGAACCAGCCAGACGCCAGCAUCAAGUGCCUGGCCGUGCCCCACUCCCUGGGGUCCUGCAGCCCCACCCAACUGGCUACCGUCUACAGCAAGGCCUCCUGGUUGUUCAGCAAGUACCCGCCCCUCAUCCGCUGCAUCUCUGCUGGCUCCACCACCUGCAGCUACAUCCUUAAGCUCUUCCAGCUAGUUGUCGAUUAUGUUUGCAACGAUGCUGUAGUAUGCGCUGACGUCACGUCCAUCGUUGGUAACUGCGCCGGGUCUACCCCGCCCCCCGAGCUGACCAGUCUGCUGGACUUAGUGUGUCCUUGAAGUGACGUCUGCUACACUUCUGCCCACGCUGGCUGACGAGAGCAGCCCCUGGGCAUGACUGGUGAAAUCGUCAAAAUUUCUUAGACCAUUGGAUGAAUGUAAAUAAACCAAUAAAUGAAUGGUCAGAAU
Molecule: messenger RNA, 1351 nt
Organism: Physella acuta
Lineage: Eukaryota; Metazoa; Mollusca; Gastropoda; Physidae
Source: RefSeq, a predicted model, not a curated record